GCUGGGCGGACCUAGGAUGGCGAACCUGCCCAUGGCAUCGUCGGCAGCAGGGAGUGGGCGACCGAUAUCGAUGAUGCAGGAUAUCACGCCCGGAGCAUCUCCGAACCAAGGGCAGGCGCAUGUGCGGUAUUAGAUAAUGGCAUGAUAAACCCUUUACCUUGUCUAUAUUCUGGGCUAUGCUGGCUGUUGUUGUUCUGUUCUAUCAUCAUUUUGUUUCGUCGUCUUCUUUAUUUGCAAGCGUUCGUUCAUGUACUUUACCAUCCAUCCUACUUCACCCUAUCUUUUUGUCCUUCCUUCGCUUCAUGCGUCUGUUGUUUCGCUGUUUGUGUUUGUGUUUGUGUUUGUGUUUGUGUUUUUUUUUUUUUUUUUUUUUUUUUUGGUCAGGCAGCUCUGUUGUUCUUUUAUCGUACUAAAAAUGAAAGAAAGAAGGCGCUCGCUUUGCUUGUCAAUCUCUUCUCCGGCGUAUCCACCCAUCUAUUUAUCUGUGUAAGAGGAAUCUAUUGUUUAAUUAAGGCGGUGCCCAUGUCACUCCGCGGACUACACCCCGAGCGUGUUGUUGGAGUGCGUUUGUGCACCCUUUCUCCAAAUGUUCAAAUGAAGCAGGACCAAGUGCACGAUGUUGAUUGAUCACAAGGAAAUCAACAAACCUCUCCAUGGGCGUCAAUGCUAGUAUGGUGUGAUAUGGUGGGUAUUGCGUACUAUCGCCCUCGCCCUUUUUUUUUUUUUUUUUUUUUUUUUU
This is a messenger RNA of Gamsiella multidivaricata, 739 nucleotides long. RefSeq lists its product as uncharacterized. The record is from RefSeq and is a predicted model, not a curated record. NCBI's taxonomy places the organism in Eukaryota, Fungi, Mortierellomycota, Mortierellomycetes, Mortierellales, Mortierellaceae. The coding region runs from base 142 to 627 and encodes 161 amino acids. The transcript has a single exon.